CCUACGUCAAACAAACACGAGAUUUUGCAUUGGCACAAAGAACACCAAGCUUUAAUCUCCCGCGAGUAACUUGGCUCCUUCUCCCUCCUCUUCCUAGAACAACCCCCGUAUGCUCGAUCAUCGAUAACCCUUCGUUUACGUUUCUGCGACGAAACCCCUUUACGCCGUUAUAGCCGCAUGCGAAAUUGUCGAAGUAUUGCUCAAAAACGUCAACUUCCUAUCUGAGACCUGCAGUUCCUGAUCUACAUACCCGAAUCGACCAAAUUUCCACCACCAAACUCAUCGACAACGUUACACACUCCCUUCUCUGGACUAAGAUAAUAUUCGAUCCCAAAGAGAUUGACGACGAUAUCGUAAAGACCGCCCUGGCGGGCUUGCCCGCGUUCCGCAUCUUCCGACCCCCUGACCACAUCUCAUCGUCAAGAUGUUCGCGACACAACGACCUCUCACAGCAUUGUCAUGCCUUCUCUCCUCCCUGAGCGUUAUCCCAACGGUAUGCGCUCAAGAUAAGGCUUACAUCAACGGAACUGGCGACAAUGGAGUUUUCCACGAACGUCUCGAUGUUAGUCGGACACCAUCAUUAUAUACGGGCGACUUUGACGACUGUCUGAAUGAUGGAAGUCUGUUCAAUGUGACGGGUUUCGACACGGCUUAUUACUCUGAUAACCUCACUGUGUCAUUUCACGUCUAUGGAAGCACCAAUAUUCGUCAGGAAAGCGUCAUGAUGCAUCUUUCUAUUGAGGUAUACGGAGAAGAGCGUUUUAACAAAACAUACGACCCUUGCGCGGAAAACGUCACUAGCCUUUGCCCAUUGAAGGCUGGUCAACCCAUCGAGGCAUACAUUACGACUUCAAUAUCUGCCAAUGACAUUGCAGGAAUUCCGUCGAUUGCUCUUAACAUUCCCGACUUGGAAGGAUACUCGCGCAUCCGGAUCUUUGCCAACUCAACACAGACAGAAAUUGGUUGCUUCCAAGCUACUAUGAGUAACGGAAGGACCUUUUCACAGCCAGAGAUUGUGGGAUCAAUAUUGGGAGCAUUCACCGUGUUUGCGGUAUUGGCCUCAUAUGCGACAGCCAUCUAUGGCGUUCAGAUCCCGCAUAUAAGAAUGCACUACGCCCAUUCUUUUUCGAUUUUGAUCAUUUUCGAGACCUUUCAAUCAAUCUUCUUUUCCGGGGCACUAUCCGUCAACUGGCCGGCCCUGCUUCCUGCCUGGUGGAGUAACUUUGCGUGGACCGCUGGCAUGUUUGCAAGCCUCGACAUGAUUGAUGCCAUCAGCCCAUUUGCUGGUGUCUCUGGGAAUGCCAGCCAAGUUGGCUCUGCAGGGUCGGUUCCCAUCAACAACGGUGGUGGUCUUGCGCAGCAGAUCUUCGGCAGAAGCCUUCGAAGUCGAUCUGUUCCUCAGCUGGAGAGUGUUGUUCACUCGUUAACCCGCCGCCACGAUUUCAACUCUAGCAACCCAUAUGACUAUGACUGGGCUGGCGAGCCUCGAAAUCCUGGAAUGCCACUCCCAGGCGACUAUUCUGGUUUCCCUGGUGUACUGUCUGUGGUCGGCAUCCCUCGAAACGACGCGUUCAUCAUUGGGCUCAUCUGGUUCCUUGUUGUCCUAGCGGCCGUGGCUCUAUUUGUGGCAACGUCCAAGGUUGUGCUUGACUUGUGUCACAAAUUCAAGCUUAUCAAGUCCGAUGGCUUCGACUUCUUUCGUUCACAUUGGGUCGGAUACAUGGCCGCGGGCCUACUUCGAACGCUCUUUAUCGCUUUCUUUGUCAUGAUGACACUGGCGAUGUUCCAGUUCUCGAUUGACGCUCCGCCAGGCCCGACUGCUAUUGCUGCAGUCAUUUUCGUCAUGUUCUUGGGCUUUGCUGGUCUAACAGCGUAUGCUUGCUCAUCCAGGCUACGUGAAGGCAAGUAUGAGGUUGUGUCUGAUACGCUUCGCUUUGAGCAAGGGUUGAUCCUCAAGAAAAUUCCAUUUGUGGCAACAACACUCGAAAGCUCCAUCGGCGAGGAGGAGCAGGCUCACAAACCGCGCCUUUUUGCCAGUCUGCCUAUUCGCCGCAUCAAAUUUGUCGACAAGGACCCCGAAAGGCCAAAGGUUCACCAAGACGAGCCCUACAUCAAGCGUUACGGAUGGCUUUCGGCACGAUACCGACUCUCUCGCUGGUGGUUCUUUACGGUCUACUUGGCAUAUCAGUUUGUCCGAGCAUGCUUCAUUGGCGGAGGUAGAGCAAGCCCCUUGGCCCAGGUCUAUGGUCUCUUUGUCUUUGAAGUCGUCGCUCUGGUCAUUAUCAUCAAACUCAAGCCUUUUGAAGGAUCUCGCAACACGACAGCAGCGAUUUGGUUACUAUCGAUCUCAAAGAUCAUCACUACUGGCCUUUCCAUCGCAUUCUUGAGAACCCUCGACCUCAGCCGCGUUGCAGCAACAGCUAUUGGCAUGAUCAUCCUUGUGGUUCAGUGUUUCCUUGCCGCAGCCAUCUUGGUCCUGAUUGUCCUUGGAAUGAUAUCGACGUGGAUGUCUCUGUCCCGCAACCGCGAGGACUUCCCAGAUAAAAUCGAUGAUUUGCGAGUAAGGUAUUUCGAACACAUGGAUGAUAGAGCAGGUACAUCAAAGCCCAAGGAAGACGAAGUGGAUGAGCUUGCGGAGUUAUCCAAGUCCAUCUUCAGUGUCAGCAACGUUCGACGCAAUACCCAGAACAAUGUGUUCCCAAUGGUAGAGGGCUCAAACUCGCAGGUCCCGUCUCAUCCAGCACAUCCACUCAACCGACGCAGGGCAAACAGUGGCGGUUCGAGUCGUCACUCGGUUAACAGUCUGCCUCGAAGUGGCCGGACCCACCGUGCAUCGUGGAGUGCGAAAGACUUCGCAGAGUGGGAUGCCGACAUGAACAGAGGAGACACAUCUCGAAUGAGUCGCAUGCGAACUAGCUCCUUGCGUAUGCAAGCAUCGAGAUACUCUGGUAGUCGGCCACCAAUGACUCCGACUCGAGAAUCCGCCGAGUUUCCUCGGGUGAGUGUUAAUACUAUGAGCCCAGAGGACAAAGAUGCGAUCGUACAAGACAAGAUUGAGGAGAAUGCUGCUACGCCAAAGAGAAGAAAGAGGACUGUGAGCUGGGCAGAUCAAAGCUCAAUAUGUGAAGAGCCCAUUAACGAAGCUCAAAAGGUGGACGAUAAGCCACUCGAGAAGAUAGACUCGACGGGUGGCCGGGAAGAAGAGGCCAAGUCAAAACCCGAACCAUUGUCGCCAUGAAUUUUUUUUUUUUUGAGGGAAUCCUGGAUUGUUCCUCGCAAGAUGGAAUCGUCGUUUACUUACAUUUGGAUUUGAUUAUGACCAUGGCGCUUUGCAUUUACCCAUAUUCCCCUUGUACCCAGUCAGCAAACGCUUGGCUGCUGGGUUUCAACUUUUGCAUUUUGUACAUAUCAAGCAUGAUUCGGUCCUCCUGCCGGCACAGGAAGCGACUUGCGAAUUAUUUCCAUUGGGGUAUAUUGAGAUGCGACAUGAAAACACAAAGUCUAUAGAGGAACCAGUCAACAAUGGUGUCUGGAGUUUCAGGUUUUGGGACCUCAGAUUGAGAACAAUUAUAGAUAGUUAAUACAUCGCUCAUGAUUCAAGCA
This is a messenger RNA of Fusarium oxysporum Fo47, 3603 nucleotides long. RefSeq names its product transient receptor potential ion channel family protein. The coding region runs from base 425 to 3238 and encodes 937 amino acids. Lineage: Eukaryota; Fungi; Ascomycota; Sordariomycetes; Hypocreales; Nectriaceae. Gene Ontology annotation, biological process: fungal-type cell wall biogenesis; transmembrane transport. The transcript has 2 exons. The record is from RefSeq and is a predicted model, not a curated record.